Chiloscyllium plagiosum (whitespotted bambooshark) is the source of this 1733-nucleotide messenger RNA. Its product is annotated as immunoglobulin kappa light chain-like. NCBI's taxonomy places the organism in Eukaryota, Metazoa, Chordata, Chondrichthyes, Orectolobiformes, Hemiscylliidae. The record is from RefSeq and is a predicted model, not a curated record.
CCUCAUGCUAUUCGCGAAAUAGACUGAACUGGGUUAAGGUUUUCACAUGAUGUAGUCAGUUUGGCUGGUGAUCUCUGCCUAGUAACUUCACCUAUGUGCGAAAUGAAAAUUUUCUACACUUUUCUACAGCUGCUGUUACCAUUUACAGAUGGACAGCGAGAUUUACAACAGCUUGCGCAUCUUUCCGUCGAAAAGGGAGGCUUGAUCUCGUUAGAUUGUUUCCAUUCAGUACCUAACCUACAAAGAUUCGAAGCACGGUGGGUUUUCCGCAAUAAUAACCAAGCACCUCCAAAGAUCAUUGCCAACCUAUCGACCAGUGUAUCCCAAGUGACUCAUUAUCGAUAUUUUGCAAUGCAUAAUUUCCAUAAGAAAGCAUUCACCUUAAGGAUUACUGAUGUUCAAGUCAGUGACACAGGACGCUACCACUGUGAGAUGUUUCAGACCGCGCCUCCACCGAGUGGUAAAAGAAUUGGCAAAGGAACGAUGCUGAGUGUAACAGCUCCUCCUUCUCUUUGGCUAUUUAUAUCUUCUAAAGAAACAGUUUCUUCAUCUUCAGCUAUAAUCAACUGUUCAGCACAUGAUUUUUAUCCAAAAACAAUCAUAAUGAUGUUUCAAACAACCUGCCUCAUCAACCAGCUCACCAAUGAAAGCCAGAUAUCCAACCCUGAUGGAAUGUACAACUACAUAGCCAUUGUUAAUAUCUCCACUGAAAACUGCAAUAACUCAAACAAAUUCACUUGUAUAAUUCAGCAUCCUGCUUCACAAUUCAAGACAAACCACACCAUCCUCAUUCAUGUACACCCAAGAGAUGAAGAUCAUAAUGGACAUCUUUGGAUGCUGCCAUUCAUUUUACUUUCCAUUUGCGGUGGAAUAGCUUGUACUAUUCUUCUUGUGCUUUUUCUCAUAAAAUACAUACAUGGAAGAAAAGGAACUCAAGGAAGAAAAGGAAAUCAUGCAAGUAAUCAAAGUUUGCGCUGUAGACAAGAUAGCAUCAUAAAUGAGGAGAGCAGCGGGAAUAAUAUAUGUUAUGCAGAACUGCAAUUGGAAAACUUGCAGCAGACAUUAAAACAAAAGGAAGAGGAGACUGUCUACAGUUCAGUGCUUCACUCAAAUUCUGGUGAAUAGGACACCCAAGAAGUACUGACAUGGAUCAUUGGCUACCUUGUUUAAAGUAAGCUAGUUAUAACAGUGACUAGAAUUUAACAUAAAUAAGGCAAAGGCUUUGCUACUGGCAUACAACAUAGAGAUGAAACAGGAAAGCUUUACACCGACCCCGAGUUUCCCUCCACUCUCCUGACUUAGAACUCUAUCACUGUUCCUUCAGAGUCACAAGGUUUGACUCAGCUUCAUACCUCCACCAGAAGGACUGCAGCAGUUCAAAAAAGCAGCUCAAAACUGCCUUGGGCAAUUAGGGAUAGACAAUAACUGCUGGCCUAGCUAGCAACAAACAAAUCAGUUGAACAAAUAAAAAUAUUUAAAAAUAUUUGAUCGUGAUCAUUCUUUCAGUUUAUUUCACUUGGAGUUCUAGCUUGAAGUUGGACAGUUAGCUGUGUGUUAUAUUUGUACAUUAAUGUAUACAUGCCUUUAUGCUUUGUGUAAUGUCUGUGUGUGUCAUUAUGUGCUAUCUGCCUGCUCCACUUGCAUUUGUGUAUUGUAUUUUUUGUACCUUCUCCACCAGUUGUAUGUUUGCAUGCUAUGUAUGUACUAUAUAUAUAUAAGUAUUUCCUACAAAA